Rhizophagus irregularis DAOM 181602=DAOM 197198 is the source of this 811-nucleotide messenger RNA. RefSeq lists its product as uncharacterized. The record is from RefSeq and is a predicted model, not a curated record. NCBI's taxonomy places the organism in Eukaryota, Fungi, Glomeromycota, Glomeromycetes, Glomerales, Glomeraceae.
GUUCAUAGUUACAAUACUUUAUUCAUGUAUGAUGAAAAAAAUGAGCUUAGUACAAAAUUAUUGUUAAAUUUAGCAUAUAUUCUUCCUAAUAAGUUGGAAUAUUUGAAUUUAGAACUUGGUAUUAAUAAUACAAGUAAUGAUUUGGAAGAAUUUUUAAAGAAUUCAAAACAUAUUUUUAUUAGAAAAUUAUUAUUCAGAAUUAAUAUAUUGAUUGGUGAUAUUUUACCCUGUAUAAAGGAACAUAUUAUGAAAGAGAGAAGGGUUGAAUAUAUAGCUAUCGAAGGUUAUUAUAAUAGUAAUUAUUUAUAUAAUUAUAAAAAAGAUUUGUUUACUAUGACAGAUGAAUUGAGAGAAUUUGAAUCGUACAACAUUAAAGUUAAAAAAUAUAAUUAUUUAUAUAUUAAAGCCCAUGAACUUAUAGACAAGAUCUAUUAGAUAUAUAUAUAUAUACCUCAAAUAUUUGAUGAAAGGUUGCUUAAGCAAACGUGUUUUUUUUUAUACAUAUAUAUAUAUACCUGAUUGCUGAAGGAAGCGUGUUUAUUUUUUUCUUGCGAUGGGAAAGGUAAAGGACGAGAGAGAGAAAGGGCGAGGUGAUGAGAAAGGGAGAAAGGACGUGGACGAGAUAGGGAGAAAGGGCAAAGAGAAAGGGCGAAGAGAAAGGAGGGCGAGAGGGAAAGGAAAAGAGAGGGAUGCGUAUAUUGGUAUAUUCAGUAUAUUCAUAAUUCUUAUUUUUAAAUAAAGGGAAUUAUUAUAUAUUAUAUAUUCUUCGUUUUAUAUUCAAUUUAAACAGAAUAAAGGAUGUGUUCGUCUG